GCCGCUGGGAGCUCCCGGCCGGCGGGGCGGAGGUUAGGGGCCCCGGACCGAGGCGUGCGGGCCGGGCCGCAGAUGUCAUGUGGCCUGUGUUUUGGACGGUGGUGCGGACCUAUGCCCCCUACGUCACGUUUCCUGUGGCCUUCGUGGUCGGGGCUGUAGGCUACCACCUGGAAUGGUUCAUCCGGGGAAAGGCGCCGCAGUCCGCCGAGGAGGAGAAGAGCAUCUCGGAGCGCCGCGAGGACCGCAAGCUGGAUGAGCUGCUCGGCAAGGACCACACGCAGGUGGUGAGCCUCAAGGACAAGCUGGAGUUUGCCCCGAAAGCUGUCCUGAACAGAAACCGCCCAGAGAAGAACUGAUGUGAUGGAGGACGCGGGCCCUGCCGUCCUCCCAGAGGCCGGGCUGGCCCGCCACCCUGUCAGCCCAGGCCCCGCAGCUGACCUGCUCUGCUGCUUACUCUGGCCCCGUCUGCACCCACACUGCUCCAUUCUGGGCAGACUGAUUCUUGGGAGAUGUGGUCCAAAGACUGCACCUGUUGUCAGGGGCCACAGGCUCUCAGGCUGUGAGCAGAGAGGUGUGCUGAUGGGAGGAGGGGGUGACACGCACAGAGGCCGGCAGUGUCCCUGGAGGGGCCGCCUGGACUCCAGGGCAGUGGCUGGGAUCUGGCUGUGGCUGUGCUCCUGGGAAGCAUCCCGGGCCUCCCUGGCUGCCCUCGUUCUGUGCUCAUCCUUCCUGAAGCCCUGGCGUGCCUGCGGGGGCCCCCCCAGCGACCUCCCGGAAAGGGAAGCACUUUACCUGUUCUUGGAAUCCCAGGCUGCUGAUGUUGAUACUCCAGGCAGAAUGUGUGCCUGGUGAACUCACUUGAAAGCAAUCACCACCUUCCAGCCCCCAUCACUGUGUAGUACAAAACAUGAUUAAAGUGGUGUCUGAGAACCGAA
Molecule: messenger RNA, 935 nt
Organism: Ochotona curzoniae (black-lipped pika)
Lineage: Eukaryota; Metazoa; Chordata; Mammalia; Lagomorpha; Ochotonidae
Gene: SMIM12
Product: small integral membrane protein 12
Exons: 2
Coding region: 78-356 (92 amino acids)
Source: RefSeq, a predicted model, not a curated record